AUGGAGGUGAAUACAGACCCAUUCGCUCCCGAUUUUGGCCAAUUUCACGGGACGCCUCAGAGAACCUUGCCAGAUGAUUGUAUGGGAUACACCCUGAUCAUCAUCAACCAAGCAUCAGACCAAUCCGCCAUCCGAGAUGAAUUGGAGAAGGUGAAGCAGACAGCCGAUAAGUUAGUCGAGGAACUAACGGCUGACUAUAUCUGGCAACGGGACAGCCUUCAACUCGAACUUGCCGAAACUGAAGAUGUCGGAUGGUACUUGCAUGGAAGAACAGAGUAUGGGGACUCGGUGGAUGAUGAAUGGUUGAUAGUCUGGAUCUUAAGGGAAUUGACCAGGAAUAUCCCAAAUUUGUGGUUUCGAGUAUACGAUACGGACGGCGAGUUUCUACUUAUUGAGGCUGCGAGCACGCUUCCACGGUGGCUCAAUCCCGAGGUUGCUGAUAACCGGGUCUGGAUACAUGAUUCAAAGCUUCUCAUAAUCCCUUUAACCGUCGCUCCAACCCUCACGGACCGUUCAAAAUCCGCUGCUCACCCUCUCACGCUUAAGGAAGCCUAUUCAAUCCUCACCUCCGACUCGUGCGCCCUUCUCCAGCGGAUUCGUCUGGUAGAAGAAGAGGCUUUCUAUAGGCUCGAAAGAUAUCCGAAGGCAAUACAAGAACAACUACAUUAUACAGAGGCCCUCAUCCCACGAACUUGCGCGAUGGUCUUGCAUGAGGCACCGGAAUCGAUAGCUGCGGCCGUAGAAGCCUUCUACCUGCGCGACCCGAUAUCUCUUAAGUCACUGAAAUCGAUGAGCCACUUCCCACCUAGCGAUAUGGUCACGACCUCAGUUAGGUUUACCAAAGUUCUCUACGCCCAACUCAAAUCGCAGGAGUUCGAACCACCAUCUGGGAGUGGGUUUGAGGUCUCACCUGAUAUGCCAACUGUGAAUAUGAUCGGGAUCAAGCUUGCUUGCGGUUUUGAAAUGCUCAUUAGUGACAACGCUGCUCCACAAGUUUCGUCCAAGGCGAGGAAAAAUAUAGUCAGACGGGUUAAAGAUAUACUACAAACGAAAACACCACCGACGGACGAGGAAAUUUCAUCAUGGCCUCAACGGAUCGAUGGUGAGGAUUGGUUGGAUAUCAACUAUGAAGAUUUAGAAAGGGAUCUUUCAGGACGCAAUGCCGACCCAUCAGGUAGCUCGAGAGGAGCAAAGGAGGCGGAAAGUGGGUGGGGAGAUAAACAGGCGGAGGAAACGCUGAAGAAAAUGGUUAAGCGGUUUGAGGCAUUCCUAAAUGAUGAGGAUGCCGGAGUUGAGGGAGCCGAGGUCGACGACAUGGAUAUCGACGACGAUGAUGACACUGAAGAGUUGAGCGAUAGCGAUGAAGACAAGGAGGUUAGUUUUGAUGAAGUUGAGUUCUCACGAAUGAUGCGCGAGAUGAUGGGCAUGCCAAUGCAAGCUAGCGGUGACGGCGAAGGAGUGGGUGAGGGUGAGGAAGCAAAGAUUCGAGAGGUGAUGGCAAAGGUUGAGGAAGAGCUCAAGGAAGCUGGGGCAAUCGAACGGGGGAAGGGCAUGGCCAAAAUACAAGAGGAUUGCGGUGAGGGGGACGUGAGCGAUGACGGAGAUGAGGAAGUCAACGUAGACUACAUGCUUGCAAAGAAUAUGCUUGAGAGUUUCAAAGGUCAAGGCGGGCUCUCUGGCCCGGGAGGUAAUCUGUUGGCUCGAAUGGGGAUAGCACUUCCCCGAGACGAGCCCGAGGAGGAUGAAAAAUAUUAUGAGACAAAGGGCAAACAGAUCCAGCAAUAG
Molecule: messenger RNA, 1785 nt
Organism: Tuber melanosporum (Perigord truffle)
Lineage: Eukaryota; Fungi; Ascomycota; Pezizomycetes; Pezizales; Tuberaceae
Exons: 3
Coding region: 1-1785 (594 amino acids)
Cellular component (GO): nucleus
Source: RefSeq, a predicted model, not a curated record